Messenger RNA from Sphaerulina musiva SO2202, 1537 nucleotides. Its product is annotated as glycoside hydrolase family 64 protein. The record is from RefSeq and is a predicted model, not a curated record. The annotation marks the transcript as partial. NCBI's taxonomy places the organism in Eukaryota, Fungi, Ascomycota, Dothideomycetes, Mycosphaerellales, Mycosphaerellaceae. The transcript has 3 exons.
UAUGGGCUCCUUCGGUUCGCUCAAGGAUAGGGUCAGAAGCUUGAUCAGGAGGCGCGACCUCAAGAAACAGCGUGCUGGCAAUGCCGACACCCCCUCAGCAUAUUCAGAGCCACCGGCUGGCGCUGCGAUUCCGAACAAUGUGUUCACUGUAUGGCAGCCUAGUGAGCAGCAACAGCAGGAAGUUGUCCAGCGGAAGCAGACCCAUGCCAACACGAUCAAUCGUGCUGUCGUCCAAAGCCCCCAGUCUGCCACUAUGACUGGCACACUUCAGAUUGCAUUAGAGAACCAGUCAAACAGCUCAGACAUGUAUGCUUAUAUCACGGGGCAAGCCAUUGACAGAAACGGUGCCCUCUUCUUACUCCAAUCCGACGCGAACACUGCCUACUACCCUACAAGCCCGUCCUCCACCGGUCAACCAAUCCCUGUAGACAUAUCGAUUCCUUUGGGAGCCCCGGGCAACAUCGUCACAGCUACCAUUCCUCGCCUUGCUGGUGGACGCAUCUGGUUUUCCCAAGGUUCAAAAUUGACGUUCUUGUUGAACCCGGGCCCUGGGCUUGUUGAGCCUUCUGUGUUCAAUCCUUCGGAUCCGAAUUACAACAAGAAUUUUGGCUUCUGCGAGUUCACAUUCAAUUCUGCGCAGGUGUUUGUCAAUAUCUCCUAUGUUGACUUUGUCAGCAACAUACCUGUGGCCUUGACGCUGCAGGACACUGCGGGACAUAGUCAGCAUGUUAGCGGCAUGCGGCCCGAUGGGUUGGCCACUGUUUGUCAAGGUCUUCGCGCUCAGACGGCAAAGGAUGGUCGACGCUGGAGUUCCCUUAUUGUGCAAAGCAACGGACAAGAUUUGCGAGCACUCAGUCCCAACUCCGGAAUUACCCUGAACCCAGACUGGUUUGCGACGUACUGGACAGACUACGUCAAUCAAGUGUAUGCGAAAUACCAGAUCGACAAGCUUACAGUCGAUACGCAAGCCUCAUGGGGUGAAGUUCAGGGCCAGGUUGGAUCUCAAGGCAGCCUGGAUUUUGGCUCUGGCGGCCUCUUCCCUAAACCGAAUGCCAAAGAUAUCUUCGGCAAUAACAGCGGUCCUUUCGCAACAGGUGGGAAUGCCGAGACCAACGCGAUCAUUCCGAGAAUGGCAGCAGCGUUCAAUCGAAGUACACUGCUGCUCAGCAACCAAACGCCGAAUGGAACGAGCCCUGCACAGUACUACCAAAAUCCCACCACUAAUCACUACGCUCGAAUUGUCCAUGCUGCCAAUAUUGAUGGACUGGGUUACGCAUUUCCCUACGAUGAUGUUUCGCCUGAUGGAGGCCAAGCCCAAGAAGGCGCCAUCUUCAGUUUCUCUCCCACCAAACUCAUCGUCACGGCCGGUGGAAAUAAUGCACAUGCAGCUUAAAAAGACGCAGCUUGAACAGCUGCACUUGUGUGUGCAAGGGCACGACAUCGACCUUCUUUUCGGUGCAGUUACUCGAUACUGACAGUACAGGCCUAUGAUUCAUCAUGCACGAUGGAGUUUAUAGAAGGCAGCUGUGGAGACGGG